CAGAGAAAAUAAGUAGUAGAAUAGAAAAAAAAAAAAAUCUCAUUACAUGGGCUCGAAAGCGGCCUCGGUUCUAAGCCGUCAUCUCCGCUCCGCCACCGCCACCGUCACCUCAACCACCAGGGCGCACCGCCUCGACUCGCCGGUCGCCGUCAAGGAACUAACCACCACGAUCCUCAACCACAUCCGCCUGGGACGCCUCCCGAAAGCAAUCUCAAUCCUCUUCUCUUCCGCGACACCUCUGCCUUUCUCUCUCUACGCCCAUCUCUUCCGAAUUUGCGCGUCGAGCAAAGCCAUAAUCGAGACCCGGAAGCUCGAAUCUCAUCUAGUCACUUUCAACCCCAACCCUCCGGUCUUCCUGCUCAACCGGGCCAUCGAGAGCUACGGCAUAUGCAACUGCGUAAAGGAUGCGGAAGACCUGUUCGACGAAAUGCCGAACCGAGACGGCGGUUCGUGGAACGCGAUGAUCACUGCGUAUUCGAGAAACGGGUGCACUGAAGAUGCGCUGCAUUUGUUCUCCGUGAUGAUCGAGGACGGGGUUUUUGCCUCCGAGGUCACGUUUGCGAGCGUUCUUGCCUCGUGCGGCAAUGCCUUGGAGCUUUGGCUGUCGAGGCAGGUGCACGGCCUCAUCGUAAAAUAUGGAUUUUCGGGCAAUGUCAUCUUGGAGAGCUCGCUGGUAGACGUCUACGGGAAAUGUGGAGCCAUGAUUGAAUCGAGGAGAAUGUUUGAUGAGAUUCAGCAUCCAAAUGAAGUGUCUUGGAAUGUGAUAGUUAGGAGGUAUCUCGAAAUGGGGGAGGGAAACGAGGCUAUCAACAUGUUUUCAAGAAUGUUGAGGAUGAAUGUGAAGCCAAUGAGUUAUACUGUCUCCAACGCGAUUCUUGCUUGUUCGAGCUUUGGUGGAUUGAGAGAGGGUGUCCAAAUCCAUGGAUUCAGCAUCAAGAUCAACGCAGAGCAGGAUCAAGUGGUUUCGAAUACGCUCAUUGACAUGUAUGCCAAGUGUGGAGAUUUGGAGAGUGCAAGAACCGUUUUUGAGCUGCCUUGUUCCAAAAAUGUGAUUAGUUACACUUCAAUGGUAUCAGCUUGUGCUAUGAGGGGAAGGAUGUGCGAAGCUAGAGAGUUGUUUGAUGAGAUGCCUGAACGGACCGUGGUAUCUUGGAACGUGAUGCUCGCAGGGUACACACGCAGGUUGGACUGGGAAAACGCGUUAAAGCUCCUCAUAUUGAUGCGUAGGAAGACUAGGGAUGUCGAUCAUGUCACAUUGGGAUUGUUCUUCAACAUUUGUGCAGCGAUCCCAGACAUGAAUCUUGGGAAGCAGGUCCAUGGAUAUGCUUAUAGGCAUGGCUUCUGCUCCAAUGUUUUUGUCGGGAAUGCAGUUCUUGACAUGUAUGGCAAGUGUGGCAACUUGAUCAGCGCGAGGAACUGGUUCUACACGAUGAGCCAUUCGCGAGAUGAGGUCUCCUGGAACGCACUGCUCACAAGCUAUGCCCGUCGUGGGAUGAGUGAGCAAGCAAUGCAGGUGUUCUGGGAGAUGCAGGGCGAGGCUAAACCGAGCAAGUUCACGUUCGGGACAAUGCUGGCCGCGUGUGCAAACAUAUUUGCCCUUGAGGCGGGGAAACAGAUCCACGCCUUGAUGAUCAGGCACGGCUACGACAUGGAUAUAGUGGUGAGCGGGGCUCUGCUUGAUAUGUACUCAAAAUGCCGCCACAUUGCAUACGCCACGAGGGUGUUCGAGGAGGCCCCUUCCAAGGACGUGAUCCUCGUGAACUCGAUGAUCUUGGGGUGCCUGCAUAAUGGGAUGAGCGGGAGAGUGGUUGAACUGCUGGAUGCAAUGGAGGAGGAGGGCGUUAGGCCCGACCACAACACCUUCCGGGGGGCGUUGCGGGCUUGUGUUAGCGAUGGUGGUGUGGAGUUGGGGAGGAAGCUGUGGGAGUCGAUGAGUGAGAAGUACUGUGUGUUGCCUCAUUUGGAGGAUUACGAGUGCAUGGUGGAGUUGUACGGUGAGAAUGGGUUGGUGGAUGAGCUAGAGGCUUUUCUCAAGGACUUGCCUUUCGAGCCGACUGCAGCGAUGCUCAUCAGAGUGUUUGAUUGCAGUCGAAGGUACAAGUGGUUGAAGCUGGGAGAGUGGGCAGCUCAUAAACUGAAUCACAUGAAUCCUCUGCUUCCAUUCAGAUUUCAAAUCGUUGAUGACACCUAACAAAUCACCAAACGCUUUAUAGCUAAUCAACAUUAUUUAACCAAGACUCAAAAAUCCUACUGAAUCGCUCGGCUUUGAUCGACAAAUGAUUUCGGUUUCGAUUGACCCAAUGUAUACAACUCUACAUAAAUUUAAUUUUGUUAUUGUAGUAUUAGACUAUAUUGUGAUGAUAGUAUUUUGUCACUAGGUUAUAAGUAUUUUGUUUUGUCUUGAUUAACUACUAGGUUUGUUCUGUUUUUAAAAGAAAGGUUUGUUUUUUUUCUUGAGCUGGGGAUUGAGAUUUGUAUCUUC
Molecule: messenger RNA, 2482 nt
Organism: Salvia miltiorrhiza (redroot sage)
Lineage: Eukaryota; Viridiplantae; Streptophyta; Magnoliopsida; Lamiales; Lamiaceae
Product: pentatricopeptide repeat-containing protein At3g26540
Exons: 1
Coding region: 47-2191 (714 amino acids)
Biological process (GO): RNA modification
Molecular function (GO): protein binding; RNA binding
Source: RefSeq, a predicted model, not a curated record